AUGUUGAAGCUGCGAACGCUGAGAGUAAGGAAUGCUCUGAUACGGGAAUGCAUGGCUGAGUUUUUGGGAACUUUUAUUUUGAUGCUCUUUGGCUGCUCUGCAGCUGCACAGGUGAAAACCAGCCGAGAGGCUAAAGGCCAGUAUCUGUCCAUCAACAUGUCCUUCUCUGUGGGCGUGAUGUCAGCCAUGUACCUCACCAAAGGCAUAUCAGGGGCCCACCUGAACCCAGCAGUGACUCUGAGUUUCUGUGUCUUGGGGCAGGUUCAGUGGGUGCGGCUCGUGCCCUACUGCCUCUCCCAAAUCCUGGGGGCGUACGUGGCAUCAGCGCUGGUCUAUCUGGUCUACUAUGAUGCCAUCAUGGAGUUUAGUGGAGGAGUUUUGACUGUUUAUGGCCCAAAUGAGACAGCAUCCAUUUUCGCCACAUAUCCAUCAGAAUACCUCACGUUAGGCAGGAGUUUUCUAGAUCAGGUUGUGGGCACCGGCAUGCUGAUGUUGAGCAUCCUGUGUUUGGAUGAGAAGAGAAACACCCCGGCUCCUGCAGAGCUGAUUCCUGCCAUCGUUGCAGUGAUUGUCCUCGGUAUCUCCAUGUCGAUGUCUGCAAACUGCGGCGCUGCCAUCAAUCCUGCUCGGGACCUGGGCCCCCGCCUCUUUACACUCAGUGCAGGCUGGGGGCCUGAAGUCUUCACGUGUUACAAUUACUGGUUCUGGGUGCCGUUGGUGGCUCCUCCUAUUGGAGGUGUUUUGGGUUCUUUCAUGUAUUUGAUCUUCAUCCACUGGCAGCUGCCUGACCCAGAACCUCCUGAGAACCUCCCUGUGGUUCUCACCAUCAGCGACAAGAUCCAGAAGCCAAUCAGCAGCUGGGAGAACGGAGAGAAGCUAAAGUCUGCACAUUUUUAA
This is a messenger RNA of Nematolebias whitei (Rio pearlfish), 897 nucleotides long. It is a transcript of the gene aqp10a, whose product is annotated as aquaporin 10a. The transcript is spliced from 6 exons. Gene Ontology annotation, cellular component: basolateral plasma membrane; plasma membrane. Gene Ontology annotation, biological process: water transport; glycerol transmembrane transport. The coding region runs from base 1 to 897 and encodes 298 amino acids. Gene Ontology annotation, molecular function: glycerol channel activity; urea transmembrane transporter activity; water channel activity. Lineage: Eukaryota; Metazoa; Chordata; Actinopteri; Cyprinodontiformes; Rivulidae. The record is from RefSeq and is a predicted model, not a curated record.